Messenger RNA from Perca fluviatilis (European perch), 1557 nucleotides. RefSeq names its product lysozyme C-like. NCBI's taxonomy places the organism in Eukaryota, Metazoa, Chordata, Actinopteri, Perciformes, Percidae. The transcript is spliced from 6 exons. Gene Ontology annotation, molecular function: lysozyme activity. The record is from RefSeq and is a predicted model, not a curated record.
AUGGCGGACAGCAGCAAGAUUCAGAACGAUGCGAGGUCAUGGGGAUUUGCUGUUGUGUCGUGUGAUUUGCUGUUGUGGUGUGUGCGUUGCUGUUGUGUCGUGAAAAGUGGAAUUUCCACCUCUUUCAACAGAUUUGUUGAAAUUGGAUGACAUUCAAAGAAAACAAGGAGUUUGUGUUUGAAUAAAGCAGCCACAGGGGUGUCAGCUGAGCUGAGAGACUAUAAAAGGACAUUUAGCAGCAGCUGUGGAACCAUUCGUUCCAGCAGAGAGUCCAUCAUGAGGUGUCUUGUGUUUCUGCUCUUUGUGGCUUUGGCCAACGCCAAGAUCUACCAGCGCUGUGAAUGGGCCCGAGUGCUGAAGGAUAAUGGGAUGGACGGCUAUCGCAGCAUAAGCCUGGCUGACUGGGUUUGUCUGAGCAAGUGGGAGUCAAGUUACAGCACCACAGCCAUCAACCACAACACAGACGGAUCCACUGACUAUGGCAUCUUCCAGAUCAACAGCCGCUGGUGGUGUAACGAUGGCCUGACGCCCACAAAGAACGCAUGCAACAUUAAUUGCAGAGAGCUUCUGACCGACAAUGUCGGAGUGGCGAUCAAUUGUGCCAAGCGCGUCGUUAGGGAUCCCAACGGCAUCAGCGCCUGGGUGGGCUGGCGCAAUCACUGCCAGAACCGCGACCUGAGCUCCUAUUUGGCAGGAUGUGGUCUUUAAAGAACAGGUGGAACCAGGACACUGUCAUCGCCAUAAUACAAUUCUACAAUAUUUAGCUGCAGUGGAUUGAAUCGUUUCGGUUGGUAGCUUGGUAUGUUUGAUCUGCCAGGAGUAAAACACAGUUAGUGAAGCUACAGACAGUUCUUAUUAAACCAGGCAAUUCAAUUCUUUACUUUCACUGUAUUUAGUUUAUAGUUUACAUGAUGUAACAGAUCAAAUCAGUUAAGAGAAAUGUGGUGAUUUCAGCCUGUGUCUGUUGUUGUCUGUUGCUCAUUUUAAAACCAAAUUAAAAUGUUGAUUUCCACUAAUGACAGUUGUUAAAUUAAAAUGAAUGUUAAAACAAUCAAGAGGUACUUGAAGUUAUUAUUAUUCUGCCAUCUUUGAAAGUUUUAAACUGAUCUGCUGCUUUUAAACAGCUGGGCAUGAAGCUUUUAAAUAGAAGACAAACUCAAAUAGUGGGCCUCAUGCAGAAGACAUUUGUACAAACAUUUGUUUUAAGUGGCAUGAAUGACAUUAAAAAGAACUUUACACUUUCACAAAUUUUCUCUUAGGUACAAAUGACUAAAUUCUUGAUUGGAUCAGGCCUGUCAUACCAGUCUUGUACAACAAUGCUAACUUUGUAUUAAAAAGCUCAUAUUUACUGAAUGACAUGAACAUUCAAAAAGACUCAAUGUUCAUGAUAGGUGUGAUGUCAUAGUUAUAGCGGUGUCAUGUCAGUCUUAUGCACACCCCUUCAAAUAAAGUGUUACCAGACAGGGCUGUUGAGUUUUACAACUGUAUUUUUGUUUUUGGGGGUGAACUGUCCCUUUAACCAUUAAUGAUAAAUAAAUAAACCUGUGUUGUUUUUAA